GGAUUUGCAAGGAGCAUGCACGGUAGAAUUCUCAAUGCAUUUCAGCAACUUUAUGUUGGAUCUGAAAUGCUUGCUGAAAUAAGACCAAAGGUAGAAAAAAUAUUUGUUGCUCUUGCAAAAAUAAGCAUCGAGCUAUAUGAUCAUAUUGGACCACGUUCACCAUAUUAUAUUCAAAAUAUGACGUUUUUGUUUACUCAAAACCAUAAUUUGCCAAGCACAGAUAUAUUCCAUACUUUGAAUCGUAUAAGAAACGAGACACAAUGUGAACUAAAGAUCAGUCAAAAUAUAGGUGAAGAGUUAAAACUAGAUGACCAAAAAGCAUGCGAUUUGCAGAAAUACUCCUGCGAAGUACUUAGCACUGAAAUAGUGCCUGAGCUGCUAGGCUUAUAUCACAUCUGCUAUCUUUAUGUGUUUAUUCUGAUCAAGGAUAAUAACGACAUAUUUCCUUCAAAUCCCAAUUAUGACCUGAUUCGUGUUAUGGCCAAUCUUGAGAUUUUAGAAAUAUUUUCAAACAUCAUUGCUGAAAUUCCUACAAUUAUUAGCUCACAGAACAUGGGAAGUAUAGCUGGCCUAAAGAAUGCAAUAUCAAAACAAAUGGCAGAUGCUCGUACAUUAGAAAUCUUGGAAACUACAUACAAAGAAAUGGUAGGAAGAUAUAGUCCAUCUGAGAUACUUAAGAAGCUUUGUCAAAUAACAAAAAGUGAUAUGGAAACCACUUUAAGUUACUUUUAUAGCGCUAGCUCUGCCGAGCCGUCCAAUGAUGGGCUGGCAUAUGCCGUAUCUCGUCUGAAGUCUAAUCUCGUUUUAUCGACAUUUGAGUUUGACAAGGUGAAACAAAGCAUCUGA
Vittaforma corneae ATCC 50505 is the source of this 846-nucleotide messenger RNA. RefSeq lists its product as uncharacterized. The transcript has a single exon. The record is from RefSeq and is a predicted model, not a curated record. Lineage: Eukaryota; Fungi; Microsporidia; Nosematidae. The annotation marks the transcript as partial.